AUGUUUAGUCGUCAAUUAAUAACAAGAAUAACUAAUAAAAGAUUUGCAUCAACUACAACCACCACUCCGUUAACUCCUGUUGCUAAACCUAAAAAAAUUGGCGCUUUUAGAGGUGGAUUUAUUGGAUUUUUAUUGGGUGUAACUACUACUGGUAUUGGCUCUUAUUAUUAUCUAUUGGAACAAUAUAAAUUAGCAAAUACUGUUGUUGUUUCUGAUGUUUUAGCUUUACAAAGUUCUAUUUCAAAUUUAGAACAACAUAUUAAAUCAUUGGAAGAAAGAAAAUAG
This is a messenger RNA of Insectozyma verbasci, 285 nucleotides long. The record is from the annotation of a GenBank genome assembly. Lineage: Eukaryota; Fungi; Ascomycota; Pichiomycetes; Serinales; Debaryomycetaceae.